Molecule: messenger RNA, 3086 nt
Organism: Serinus canaria (Common canary)
Lineage: Eukaryota; Metazoa; Chordata; Aves; Passeriformes; Fringillidae
Gene: AFF1
Product: ALF transcription elongation factor 1
Exons: 9
Coding region: 131-1441 (436 amino acids)
Source: RefSeq, a predicted model, not a curated record
UGAGCAGCUCACUGCCAGCUCUCCUGUCAUAUCUCCAGACGCCUACAAGAGCAGAGACUUCCAGACUUCCAUUGGCAACAAAGAAAUACCAACCUGAUGGAUCUGCAGCACAGAAAUGGAGUAAGAAGAAAUGCAAAGAAAACACAGUUCUUUGUGUGCUGAGAGAGCAGGCUGGUACAGCCUCAGAAAUGCUGCCAAGUUCUCAGCCAAGAACAUCCCUGAGCCAUCAACUACUAAAAAAUGGUGCCUUGACAACCUGGUGACCCAGACAAAGCAAGGAUUAGUUCCAAGAGAGGGUCUCAUGGAAAUUGCCCAUGGGAGUGGACAUUUGGAAGGUGUGAAGCUGGAGCAGGGCAUCAGCAGCAGUUCCUGCCAGCAGCACUCCAAGGCAAGGCAGCCUCCUCACAAGAGCUGUGGCCAAGUGGCCACAGAUUUCCACAAGGCCUUUGUCCAAGUGGCCAAGGACACUCACAAGAUCUCUGGCCAAAUGACCAAGCAUUUUCACAAGACCUCUGGCCAAGUGACUAAGGCUCCUCAGGAAUCUCAUGUUAUGAGCACACACAGCUCUCUGAAGCCUGUUGUGCACACCAAGGAGCCAUUGCCCAGGAAGACUGUGGGUAUCAAAAGGCCCAGCAAGCCCCUGGUGCAUGACAAAUCCAAAAACGUCCUGAACCUGGAGAGUGAGCCUGGUGUUUUGGAGGUCAGAGACCACUCCUUCAAAGACAAGCUGAAAGUCCAAGAAGCAGAGAACCCAAAACCUGCUUUCAGAAAUGGCCUGAAGCUGGGAGUGCAAAAACACUUUGAGAAGAGGAAGCACAAGGACCCAAACAUGAGCUGUGCCCACGUGCCCAAGGCUCCUGACCAGAGUUGUGUCCAAGUGGCCAAGGCUACUCACGAAUCUGAUGUUACAUCCAAACACAGCUUUCUGAAGCCUCCUGUGCACACCAAGGAGGCCUUGCCCAAGAAUACUCUGGGUAUCAAAAAGCCCAGUAUGUCCUGGGUACACGAUGAAUCUAAGAGAGUCUGGAAGGCAGAGAGGGAGCCUGGUCUUAUUCAGGUCACAGACCAGUCUUGCAAAGACCAGCCCAAAGUCAAGAAAACAAUUAAGCCAAAAGCCACUGACAAAAAAGACCUGAAGCUGGCACUUCACAAGCCCUCUGAGAAGAGAAAGGACAAGGCCUCCCACCAGGUCAACGCCAAAGGCUUUUUGGAGCCCAGGCUCCUGAGACAUGCUCAGGAAUAUGAUGCCUUUGUCCCCUGUGGCCACAGGCCUGGGGAUUUGCACAAGGAGAAAGUGCCCUUGCCUCCUGGGGACAAGAAGUUGUUCUUGACUUCAAGGGAGGCAGACUUGAAGAGGAAAGCCAUGAGGAGUCCUGAGGAGUCCCCUGGAAAGAAGAAGAGGGAAGACAAGGGGGACACUCCCAGGAAGAAAAAGAAAUGAGACAAAAUAUUCCCAACAAAAUAAUUUCAGCUUUCAGCAAACAAAGGCUCCAAUAAACUGAAAGCAUCAGAAGAUUCAUUCCAAACUGAGAGGACAAAUGCACUGCUGCCACCACUGCCAGCCGCGACUGAUUCACAACAUGCACCAAAAUUGACCACGAUGACCCGAAAAGAGACCCAGAACUGCGACUGACGACCUGGACCUGCCUGAUCCCUCACUGCUCUCCCAGCCACUGAGCAAGGAAACCUGCUGCUGAAUUUCUCGGUGCUUGGGAAAAGUUUAUUGGUACAAAACACUGUGAGCUGCCAGGGAUCAUCAGGGGAUGAGAAGAAUCCUCUUCCAGUAAUUUCUCUGCCACAUGAAGACAAGACAAGAAGACCUGAAGUUAGAACAACUUUUCUGCUGAACAAAGCUAAGUGAUGUGACCAAGAGCUGGCCUGCCCUCAUGCACAGAAUGAGACAGAAUUUACAGUGACCGAGACUAGAACCAAGUGCCUCGAUUGGGUGUCCAGGAUGUAAAUAGUUCCAAGUUCUCUGUCCAAUUGAAACCUUACAAAGAGUUUUGUUUUGUUUUUAUUUUUUGUUCAAUGCAAAGCACCUGCAUAUUAUUUUUGUUUUAAAUACAGUUUAAAACCCUACAGUUGUAGGGGUUUUUUUUCGGCUGGAAAACUUGUGUUUUUUGAAGGUAAUGCUUUUCUACCUUGCAAAAGAAGGGACUGGGGGUGGUACCUGCCUAUGAAAUGACCUAGUGCAAUGAAUUGUCUGAAUGGGCCCACAUCAUGAUGGUGUAUAAAUGUCUCUAUUAUGAAUAACUAACAGGACAAUUUUCAGACCUACUGCUGACAAGGAAAUCUGCACUCAGACUGUGUUACUGAGGGUCUUGCUCAGUUUCAGCCUUGUCAGACCGAAGUUUGGGUGGCAAAAUGACACCCAAAGUGUGGCUGGAAACAGCUCUGUCUGUCUCCCGUGCUGGGGGGAUGGGACUCAUGGUGGGGAUUCCUCCUUGGGCUGCUUUUUGGCGUUUGGGUUGGUGGAGAUACAAAACUGCAGCAGGUCCUUGGGAUUCCUUGGACAUUGUUGUGAGUCUGAGAGGUUCCAGGGAAAGGAAUCUCUUCUGACUAAGGAGGGAAUAAGUGGCUGAAUGUGGAACAUAAGGCACAUUUUGCAUUUGGAUAUUUGCCUGCAAGCACUGGUUGUAUCAGUGAGUAUCCAAGAGCAGAAUUUGAUAUCAAAGUCUUCCUGUGGGAGAUGACUCAAGCUCCCUCUCACCCACACCUAGGAUAGGCCCAGUGACUUAGAAGCCUGUCAAGGGAACCCAAAAUAGAAAAAUUAGCUCUUUGCAAGCACUUCUCCCUUGCCACACUAACAGUGGAGGCAGCAUCCUCAGCACCAGUGUGUUCAGUUGACACCCUUCUCUACCCAAAUAUCUCCUGGAAAUUAUUCUUGCAGUAUGGCUCAAGGAGUUAUUUUUUCAGAGAAAUCACACUUCUGUGGAAAAAAAAAGAAAAGCCCAAAACCUUUCAAGGUUUUCAGUCACCUUUCAGUUGACUUUGAUGGGCUUUGGAUCAAUGUUAUUUAUACAAGAUAUUUAGAAUCAAGUUCAAAAACUGUUGAACAAGAAAUUUUACUUGCACAAGUAGUUUCA